CAGACACUCCCGAAGUGAAGUUCCUUCGCAGACGCAUCUGCUGAGACUGUGCUCACAGCGAAGAGCCCGCCGGCAACAUGUGCAAAGGACUGGCCCGCCCUGCCCCACUCCUGCCUGGAAAGGGCCAAGGAGAUUAAGAUCAAGUUGGGGACUCUCCUGCAGAAGCCAGACCCGGCUGCCGACCUGGUCAUUCCCUACAACGAGAAGCCGGAGAAGCCAGCCAAGACCCAGAAGCCGUCGCCGGAGGAGGCCCUGCAGUGGCGCGACUCCCUGGACAAGCUCCUGCAGAGCAGCUAUGGACUCGCCAGCUUCAAGAGCUUCCUGAAGUCUGAAUUCAGUGAGGAGAACCUGGAGUUCUGGAUGGCCUGUGAGGACUUCAAGAAGACCAAGUCAGCAACCAAGAUGGCUGAGAAGGCAAAGAAAAUUUAUGAAGAGUUCAUCCAGACUGAGGCCCCUAAAGAGGUGAACAUCGACCACUUCACCAAGGACAUCACAGUGAGGAACCUGGUGGAGCCCUCGCCGAGCAGCUUCGACGUGGCCCAGAAGAGGGUGCACGCCCUGAUGGAGAAGGAUUCGCUGCCCCGCUUCGUGCGCUCCGAGUUCUAUCAGGAGUUCAUCAAGUAGCCGCGCAGCGGCCGGGAGAGUCGUCCUGUGAGUUGCUCCUCCACGACCCCUGCGUUCCCAGCAGACGACUCUCCUCCCUCCAGGCUCUGCUCCCCGACACCCACCGGGCCCGGCGGCUCACAUGCUCUGCCAGCAUUGUCUGAAAGGCUUCUUUCCCACUGUCCUCGUCCUGCCCCCACUCCUCACUACGCGCCACUCAGAUCAUAUGCCUGAGAGGGCGCUGCUGCCAAACCCGAUCAGCACAGGCAAGUUCUGCCCAAGGCAAGGGACCAUAGGAAGCGCCGGCAGCGCUGAGCGCGGCCGCGUUGGGAAGGCAGGGACCCCCCCACCUUGGUCUGGCAAAGCACAGGGUGGAGGCUGGCUGCAUGAGGUCACGGGUCUUGUUGUUUGAAUUCUGAUCUGGGGCGUCACCCGCCAAAUCAUUUCUGACCUUGGUUAGUAAAAGCUGGCAAGAAUUUUACGAGGCAGCCACUAUCCAAUUUCUUAAGCAAGUUAUUUAAAAUGUUGAUCUUCCCCUUAGAGAAUCCUUAUGUAGCUGGAGGUUAUAAGCAAGAGAUACAAUAAGGAAUAGGUUGUGUUUGUACAUCAUCUAUGUGAGCACAAUCGAUACCGAUUCUUCCCCAGGCCUCCCCAGAUGCCCCCAUAAAGUUCCAAAUUCUGUAUGAAAUCCAUGACCUGAGAUCGGCAACGGGCUCUGUCAUAGCUGCAUCUCUUCUCCAGCGUGCGGGCCCACAGAGUCCAUGUUCGCGUUGUCUCCAAUCCGCGCCCGUAUAAAACUCUGACAUUUCAACACCAGACCGCAAACUAAAGCAGCGGCUGUUUCUCACCCCAACGUCCAGAGGGCUGGAUACGAAAUCGGGAAAUCCCAUCCCCUGGAGCGACUGACGCCCUGGUCGCUGUCUGUUCGGUAAAUGCCGAUGACAACACCCCGUUGUCUUUGGAAAGUGGACUUGACUGAUGUGGGGGUUUGUAAGUGAGCGAGAGCUUUAAAAUACCCUGCAUUUUGCCAAGUAACACCCCUUUAGCCACCCCAUUCCCCCCCUGUUCUGCCGUGUUAGUGAAUUGCCACCACAGUGCAUGCAGCCCCGCCCGCCUCGCUGCCCGUGCCGCCUGCUGAGUUCACACCUCAUUCCGCAUUUCACUGUGUGAGUCCUGGGUGGGCCGUCUUCGCUUCAGUAGGUCUGAUUAGAUGAGUCAUUAUUUACCUGACGGAGUGAUAAGGAGAAUCACAGCAAACCCAGUAAGAGGGUAACCAGGGGAGGCCCCUGAGUGAGUUCAACGAGAACGUGCUGGGAAGGGCUAACGAAAUCCUGACUGUUCCGCAGAGGGUCCCCUUGCUCUGUGCUGGCGCCUGCCCCCCUCUCCUUCCCGUGUCGUUCGCGCUCCUGCAGCUGUUUCCUCAGAGCAGGAGCGUGAAGCCCUUAUGUCACCGCAUCCGCCUGCAGGAGGGUGUAGGGAGGUUCCUCCUGUUCCUGUCCCCUCGAAGGCUGCCUCGAGGCCAGAGCCUUCUGCCCGCUGCCAGGCUGCACGGGCGGCGCAGGCCACUGCCAGCCCCGUCCCUGUGGGGUGAGUGGUCACAUUUGUCCAGAAAGCCCCUUCAAGGACACGCUGUCACAGCCCUGGACAGUAAGGCGACCACACAGCAGGGCAGCGCUCGGGGACCUCCCGCACCUCCUCCCCCGCGUCCACACCUGCCGUUAAAUCCCAGCCCUUCACCUUCUCACGCAGCCGGAAGCCAGCAGCCAAGGGGCUAGGCCAGGCAUUUUCCCUUGGAUGCCAAAACAUUUUUAAGAACAUUUUAAAUUUACUUAAAAAUUCAGAUAUGUUAUGCACAUGUUUGAAAAUGCCCAGAGAAUCAGCUAGAUAUUAUAGGGCUUGCCCAGAGGCUCCCAGUGACAGACGUGGGUGGUCGGAACCCGGUGGACCUCGAGCCCUGCCCUGCCAGUGUCUGGACUUGUCGUUCACCUUGCACACGCUGACCCCUGGAGGCAGAGGCAGGAGACCCCGAGGGCAGCUGUGGAGGCUAGAGAAAGGAACACCUUCCAGGCACACGGUGACAUGGGUACAUACAUGUACAUACAACUUAAAAUUUCAAGCCAUAGACACACACGAAGCUCUUCACUGUAUGAAUACAAUGAGGAAUACAGAUAUCACACCCCCUAAUAAAAAUUGCAAACACAUCAAAGUUGCCCUAGAAAAUGUCUUUGAAAUCUUUUGGAAGUAUUUUUAAACUUAGAAAAAAGAGAAAAAAGAAAAAACUGUGUUACUAGGCAUCUCCAUGGUAACACAAAGACAAUACAUUCUUUUAUUCUGGGCAGUUAGACAACCUGGGAUGCCCUUCCUGGGAAAGAAACAGUGCACCACCUGCCUCUCGGUGGUUCCGCCCGCCGACCCCUCCCCGAGGAACCCCCUGAGGAAGGAGGGCGGUGCGGAGGGUGCGGGUGCAGCCAGCCAGCCUGGGUGCAGACAGUGGUCAGGGGAGCGGGGGCAUCGUGUCUCCUUCUUGGGGGGAACAGGGUUCGGCCAGGGACGCUGUCACAGAGUCUUUCUGCCUGGGUUGAGGUAGUUUUAAGUUGAACCAGAAGCAAGACUCAGACUGUGGAUUCUGUGUUCCAUGUUUGUCUACUAAAGCAGUACUUGUUCAUAUGAACACCCUACUCACUCACUCACACACACACACACACACACACAUACAUGCCACUCACUCCCACACACAUACGCCACACAUACAUCCACACAUGCACCCGUGAGUGCGUACACAUGCGCACACACACAUACACUCACACCCAUACAUGUGUGCACACACAAUCACAUUGCCACACACGUCCUUCUCCCAGACAGACCCCUUCAGAAAUCCAGAGCUCACUAAGGCAGUCCCAUCACUUUGCCUUCAAACCAAUACAAUCAGACGUCUGGAAGGAUCCCGCCACCGCAGCCCUGAGCGCCUGGCGCUCUGCAUAGCGGGGGCUGAAGGCGGUUCCAGGUGUUAGAGCAAAAAGAAAGAGCUCUGCGAGGACAGCCUCCCACUCUGACCCUCUGCAGCCUGUGCUGCCGGGCUGGUGUGCACACACUCCCGUUCAGCCGGGAGUCAACCACCGUCUCCCAGAGAAUGAGCACCAGCCGUCCAGGACCUUCAGGGAAGCCUGCCCAGCAGCCCGUCGGGUGAACUAACGAGCGCCCGCCGGGCUCUGCCACGCUGCCCGCCCCUCACACAUCCCACCAUUGGAGAGUCACGUCGCAGGCUAACCAUUUCUCAGGGAAGUCAUUCCCUGCAGCAGGCCCUGGACCCUGUGCCUGGGAGGGAGCAGGUGUGGGAGAGAAAGGGUCGUGGGAAGAGGGGAAGGAGAGAGGAAGUGGUGAGGAAGUGAGUGUGGCCCACGGAGGAGACAGGUCAGAGCCACUGGCUUCGGGAUUGAAAAGCAGCCUCCCCUCGAGGUCCAGGUCCAGGUGCAGGUCGCGGGAAGGCACUGCACGACUCAGCACAGCGGGGAGGAGCCCCACUCGAAAUCCUGGGGCGUCUUGCUUAGAGAAAAGCGACCUGGAGCCCACUGUCCCCAUCAACAGCAAAGGGUGAGCGCGGACUCUGACACCCAGGUGUCCACACCCAAGGCCCAGGCCACCCGCAGGUCCUGGACGUGAGGUCCGCGGUGUCCUGACGGGUGUCGCAGAGCAGACCGCCUUCCCUGGCCGUCGCGCUCUCCGCCCCGUCGCACAGGUUGUACUGGACGGAGCUGCGAUGCCCUGGAAGCGCCAACCCGCCCAGGGCAGCGUGCGGCUGGGGGUGCGGAGGGGUUUGUCACUGGGCCGGAGUAAUUGGAGCAUUUAAGUCACAGUAUCGGGACUCAGGAAACUAAAUGUUUAAAAUGCUGCACCUGGCAACUCACCUUCAGGAGACGCAGCUCGGAGCAAGGCUGGAAAUGAAGGUUUUGGAAACCCAUUGUCAGAUUUCAUUUAGGAAGAAAUGUGUUUAUCUUCUGAUUUUAUAUCUAACACACUGUGUACUGCGUGACUCCUGCUUUUUGGUAAAUAAGGCACCGCAUGACUUUGUAACCGAUCACAUAUGUUAAUUAAAUAUGUACCCAGCCA
This is a messenger RNA of Myotis lucifugus (little brown bat), 4710 nucleotides long. RefSeq names its product regulator of G protein signaling 5 (gene RGS5). The coding region runs from base 361 to 624 and encodes 87 amino acids. The record is from RefSeq and is a predicted model, not a curated record. Lineage: Eukaryota; Metazoa; Chordata; Mammalia; Chiroptera; Vespertilionidae. The transcript is spliced from 5 exons.